Messenger RNA from Salpingoeca rosetta, 2354 nucleotides. RefSeq lists its product as uncharacterized. NCBI's taxonomy places the organism in Eukaryota, Choanoflagellata, Craspedida, Salpingoecidae. The transcript is spliced from 2 exons. The record is from RefSeq and is a predicted model, not a curated record. The coding region runs from base 1 to 2343 and encodes 780 amino acids.
AUGGAGUGCUGGAAGCUGGUGGCUGCGCGCGUCAUGUCGAUGCCAGACGGCGACGAUGCGUCGGGCACGCUCCAAGGGUUUGACGUGAAGCACGAGGCAGAUUGCGGCAAGGCACGCGCUUUUCUCAACCUCAUGUUCACCUGCCGCGAGCUGUACCAUGAUCUGCCCUGGGCCGUACCCAAAUGGUACCUUGCGAAAGCGCUGGAACAAGCCAUCAGCGACAAGAAGCCCAGGUACAUGCCUGCGGAGCGCCCAAGCCACUUUGGCGCGCAGGGAUCCGUGCCCGCAUAUUCCAACCUGAGGUUUGAGAACGACCCUUACCCCACCGGGUCAGAUUGGCUAGACACCUUCCAAGCCGCGCUCCUCCCACCGCUGCUGGCGCGAAGAACCCCUGAAGACACCACCAACGAGGGCAGCAGCGAGGACAGUGGCGGCUGUGGCGACAGUGACAGCAUGACAGUGUGGAUGGAGAACCGCUUCCUUGCCUACUCUCGGCUCGGCGUGACCUGGGCCAGCGACCUCCCCUUCUUGCAACAUGGGCUGCUGCAGUGGGCGCAGGACGUGCAGGGCAGCGACAGGGGAGGGGAGGGAGGGAGGAUGGAAGACGCAGAGGCGCAGGAGGACGCGGAGGAGGAGGAGGAGGAGGAGGAGAGGAAGCGGGAAGAGAAGCAGCAGCAACAACAACAACAACAACUGCAACAACAACAACAACAACAACAACAACAACAACAACAACAACAACAACAACAACAACAACAACAACAACAACAACAACAACAACAACAACAACAACAACAACAACAACAACAACAACAACAACAACAACAACAACAACAACAACACCCCGCUCUGUUCUAUGUCACUGUCGAGUUCAACAGCCAAGCAGAAGUGGACCGCUUCAACGAGCUGCGUUCCACAGCGUUGGGUGGUGCACGUGCAGAGAAAUUGGACGUCACAACCACAGCACCGCUGGCCUCCCUGACUGUGUGCAACGCAAACACGCUUGUCUUGCAGUACAUGCGCCAUAAGGUGGAAAGCGUGACUUUUCGCGACAUUGGGCACAUCCGAUGGCGCAGCAUAUCGUCCGAGCAAACCACCCUCCAAGGCGAAGUGUCCAACGUCGGCGGCAUCAAUUUUCAUCACGGCAUCGAACGCAACGGCUUUGCACUGUUGGCCGGUUUGCACAGCAUGAGGAUCACAAGCCAACACGCGGACCUGACACCGCUUGCUGGCAUCAGCACGCUGGUGCUUGACCGUGCGACCGUGGACAACCAGUCUGUGCUUGCAGAUGUGGAGGAGCUUCAUAUGCACCAAACCCCACUGGAGAUUGACACGCUCAACGCCAAGCGCAUUACGCUGACGUGUGGGAUGCCGGCUCGCGUUCAUCUUCCCAACGCCACCCACUUCUGGCUGACGCAAGACUCCUGGAACAUGGAUGUGGAGUUUGUGCUUUCACCACACCUCGACACGAUCGCGAUUCGCAGCUACGACCCAAAGAUUCCACAGUUUGAGCACGCGCGGGUGAUGGACCUCGACUGCUAUGAAGAGGUCGACCUGUCUGACGUGGCACACCGCGUCGACAAGCUGGUGAUUCGCAACGCACGCAUGCUGCACACCAGUGCCGGUGACCCCUUGGGCGGCCUGCUGCAUGUGCCAGACAACGUGCAUGUGUGCUUGGACGACGUCUGCAUCCCUCUGACCGGGACCGUGCUGCCGCCUUGCGUGAAGGAGCUGUCUGCAAAUAGCCGCACAAUUCCUCGCAGCGCUAGGCCCUCCGUUCAUUUCGAACACGCUUCUGGCACAUGCUUGGCCAACGUUCCGCUGCUUUCCCUCGCAAGCCAUCGCCUGCGCGACGUGGAUGCCCUGCGUGGGCGGAGGCAUCUUCACUUGCUGGACGUGACGCUUCAUGGCAAGAUCAGGGAAUGCAACCACGUGUCGCUCCUGGCUUGUAAGGGUGCUGCUGACGUGAGUGGAAUCAAAUGGUUGUGGCUGGUGCAGGCCUUCAUCAUGGCAAGCGAUGAUGGUGAAGGUGACAACCCAAGCGAUCCCCAUCGCAAGAUACCGGAAUAUUCGCUGCAUGUUCAGCGCAUUCAACGCGUGUUCAUGUGUCAACUCUCCUUUUGCAGAGUCAUAGACUCCUCCUGCUUCCGCAACGUCCACUACCUCGUCCUGAGUCGUUGUGCGUUUGAUGACCUGAGUGCGCUGACGUCGGUUCGCUGCCUGGCGGUGCGCGGCUGCACCAGUCUUGACGAGCAGUGGUCGUGGCCGGAUGUGGUGCUGGUGAACCGAACACCAGAAGAAAUGAUGGCCGUGCUCAGGAAGGGGAUGAAGAAGAGGUUGUGAGGGUGCGAGGG